CAGAUAUAUGGGCAUAGGAUUGUCCACAGAGGAGUUUGGAAAUAAUAUGAGCAAACUGCCAGGCUGGGACAAGCACUCUUAUGGUUACCACGGCGACAACGGACAUACAUUCAACUCUGCAGGGAACGGACAACCUUACGGUCCAACGUUUACAACGGGUGACGUUGUAGGAUGCGGAGUGAAUCUUGUGGACAACACUUGUUUUUACACGAAAAAUGGUGUGCACCUAGGCAUUGCAUUCACAGAUCUGCCUAGCAACUUGUAUCCAACCGUAGGCCUUCAGACGCCUGGUGAAAUCGUUGAUACAAACUUUGGUCAGAGCCCAUUUGUGUUCAAUAUAGAAGACCUCAUGCAGCAGGAAAUGAGGAUGAAGACUAAAACAACAAUAGAGAAUUAUCCAGUACCAGAUGACCAAGGAGAAUGGCAAUCAGUGCUACACAGAAUUGUGUCGACGUAUUUAGUUCACCAUGGUUACAGUCAAACAGCCGAGAGCUUUGCUCGGAGCACAAGGCAAACAAUAGCUGAAGAAGUCAUGUCAAUUAAAAACAGGCAAAAACUUCAAAGAUUAGUAUUAGCAGGUUGCAUGGGUGAAGCAAUAGCUACAACACAGAGACUCUAUCCAAAUUUACUACAACAAAACCCCAAUCUGGAAUUCAUGCUCAAAUGCCGCCAGUUUGUGGAGAUUGUGAGUGGGACAGAGAGCGAGAUACGGCCUCCCCGCAGCGAGCCACGUAGCUCGCGGUCAUCACGGUCGAGUAGUAGACAUGCAAGUCCGGCCAUGAGCCCUCAUCGUGAUAGCGCCGCUCCUUCCUCAUCCUCCCCUCAUCUCAGUAUAUCAUCACCGUUAGCUACGGACCCUCUACAAAUGCAUCAUUCAGGAAUACCAGGAGGUAGCACAAGUAGUAGUAGUAGUAGUAGCACCGGCGGCAGGCAUGGGAGUAGUCUCCUCAACACUUCCAAACCUAUAUCACCAAAGAGUCCUAAGAACUUACAACAGCAACAUCAGCAACAGCAACAUCAGCAGCAACAGCAAGAUGGACUGACCACAAACACUGCAAUGACCUCAACCAUGAACGCCCUCAACCUCACCACGAACGGUAGUGUCAUGAACGGUUCCUCAAGGAUAAUAAACCCGGAGUCAGAUAUAGACAUGGAUGUAGACUGCCAUGAAACCAAUGGUGUUCACACUAAUGGAAAUAGUAGUAAUGGACAUGCUGUGACAAAUGGCAAGGCAUUAUCAUCAUCAUCAGUCAAUGGUGUGUGCCCACCCACAGAAGAUAUGGAAACAGAUGAACUAGAAGGUACAUCGUUACCACCCGUCCGUCAGCUCUGUGGAGGGAGCCAUUCAGCAAUUGAACAUAUGCUCAAAUUUGGUCGGGAACUUCAGUGCUUCUACGACAAAAUCACCAGGGAGAACGGCAAGAACGAAACCAAUGCCAAUGCUUUACGGGAGGCAUUUAGUUUGUUAGCCUAUGCAGACCCAUGGAAUAGUGAAAAAGGGUACCAGCUAGAUCCAUUAUUACGAGAACCAGUCUGUGCCGCAUUAAAUAGUGCCAUAUUAGAAUCACAGAACAUGCCCAAGCACCCGCCUCUGGAGCUUGCCCUAUGUCAUGUGACCGAGACCAUGAAACUCAUGUCCAAGUACGGAGCAGGGUCAUGUGCUUUCUCAGGAGUAGACCACUAUCUAAACUAACGCUGGCCUUCCAUCCCCCUCCCCUACCCCUCCCUUCUCUCCCCCCCUCCAAUCCUCUCCCGUGUAUCCAUGCCCUUCUAUAUAUUGGAAGCAUGCUGCUCUUUCCUAUGUGUAUGAUCAUCAGAGUCUCCACACAUACACGUGGAGACCGAGGUCUUGCACGCCCACCCCCCCUCUUUCUCAGAGAAUGUUCCUCUCUUGUAUGCAAUAGUCCCAGUUAAAAUGAUUAUUUAUCAAUAAAUUCUGAUCAUAUAUUCAUUGAUAUCUCAAGAGCUGGACUCUGCAAUUUGUUUGGAAUCAUGAUUGUAAAAUGUCUGAGACUUUCUUCCAUAUAUAUGCAAGCUAUCUGAUUAAUUUAGUGUGAAAGUUUUGGGAAGAGACCCCACGGCAACUUAAUCAAAUUUGGCGUUUUUAUUCAAUCCCCUUAAGUAUAUUUACCUUCCAUUGUAUGAACGUUGUAUUUAAGUAAUUUCUUUCAUUGUUCAUAGCAGUUUUUUUUCCUCAUAUUAUGUCUUGGCCCAAGCAACAAAUUGUUAUUUAACAUUCAUUCCAGUGUAUGUAAUCCCGAUUCACGCCCUGUAUUGUAUGUUUAAACGGAACCUCUUUUGUCCCUUUACAACCCUCCUCCUUUCCUAUGUCCAACCCCCGUCCCUUGUGAUUCCACCAACAGUCCUGCCUGUUUCCAUCGCGAGUGCUGCCUCAUUCAAAAACUCUGUGCAGAUUGACUUAAUAUGUAAGAUCAUUCAAUGACACGAUUAUGCUGCCUCUGUUCAUGAAGUACUCUGACAUAGACGAUUCACUGGGAGCCGAGAUGAACGCAUCCAAACGUGUAUCUCUCUGUAUUACUGAACGUGACAUUACCCGCUGAUGUAGUCAUCAUGCAUUUUCAUCCGGACCUUGAGAUCAAUGCAUGGCUCUUCUUAAGAAAGGAGGAUCAUCUUCAAUGGAUAGGAUGCGCUCUGUUCUUCAGCCACCAUCUCGUCUCUUGCUUGAGAUAUGAUCACUUCAUCUCAUGGAAAGAAAGAGAUACCAUGCUAUAAGGGACAUCCACCUGACCAAUCCUGGUGCUGCUUGAUCAACUACUCAUCUCAUCCAGUCAGUUAAGAGAAACAUGAUUUAACCUACCAAGAUGUGACCAGACAAGGGUCUUGUUUCAUGAGACAAAUACCGAAAUUAUGUGACAAAUUUGCUCUUUGCCAGUAGAAUUAAUGGAUAACUGAAUCUUUUAUACCUGUUAGUAAGAACAAGUUUCAUGAAUCAGGUCCCUAAGGAGCAGUUGUUCACAGUUAUUAAGAAUUACUGAAACCGAUUGGCCGAGAGCAAAUUUAUCGAUGAAAAUCACUUGCAAAGCACUUCAUGAAACCGUCCCUGGUCUUGACCUUAUGGAUUGAUUCUGACCUGGAGAGUACAGGGCGCUUAUCUCAACUGUAUCUUGUCUAGAAAGCGUAAUUGGUAGGGAUUUACUGUGUCCGGCUAUUGUGCAUUGAAUGUGCUCUCUCAUGACUGAUGGAGAACACGGUUCUGUACAAUUGCCUUGUGGAUACGUGUAGGCCAUCUACCUUGCAGUUGUCUCUGGAUUUACAAGAAUAUGUCCAAACAGAGCACACACUAAGACAGAUGUUUCAACUUCACAUGUUACCAAAUUUGACAGUCAACAAAUUUCCAUAGAAAUAAAGUGGAAAUUGUCUAAUUAGUCAUUGCAUAUAUUCUAUCAUGAGAGACGAAAACAAUCGAUGAGAAACCGGUGAGUCUGGUAAAAAGACUAGGUUGACAGACUUUGUGAGGAGAAUACUGGGGAAGGUUGCUGUGUAAAGUGAUACAAUGUACAUGUAUCGUCAUGUGAAAACUAUUACUCAAAUACUGUGCUUUUUUACUCUCCUGCCCAUCAUGACAUUUGUAUUGCUAUUAUUCUCUGUGUUUGAUUGUGUUGUCUCAGUAAUCUUUUCAUAAGCCCCGUUUCAGGACAUUUCCCCUAGAUUAAAGGACUCUUUAUUGUAUUAGCCAUGCCAUAAAAUUAAUUAAUGACUGGAACCAAAUUAGCCAUCAUACCAAGUUCAGUUGAUUGAAAGCCUGUGUACAAUUUACCUAUAAAAUGAUCAUGACUAAAAUCACGAAAUUUGACUUAAUACUUAUCCUCUAGACAUGUGAUGUUCAGUUUUACUAAAACUCCUUGUUAUUUUUUUUGUAUCAUUUAUUUUUUUAGUCAUAUUUUAUGUAGGCAUUAUUUGCGUAGGAUUAUGUCUAGAGUCAGGGGUUCAUUUUUUUUUCUCUCUUUUAUAUUAUAUCUUUAUUGGAUAUUCCAUUGCAAUCAGGGAAUUUAUUUUAUUUAUAUCAGGAAAAUUGAAAUUAUGCUGUACAGGAACCAUAUUUAUUUCUUGUUUCUUAAUUCAAUGUCUCAACAAUAUUGCAUCAUGAUUGAUUUUCUGAAACACCCAUCUGUAAGUACAAAUUGAAUAGAAUAAUCAGAAGUAUCUGGAGAGAAAUGAUGUUCAUAGUGCGAAAUAACCAACACCCAUGCUAAUGUCACAUCCUUACGUUAGUUUGUGUGUUGCUUUGUAUUUCUAGAACACAGACUUUAGAGGCCCUACAUAAAAAACUGUGAUUAAACAUGUUCACCAUGGCCUGGGCCCCGUCUUACGAAGAGUUGCGAUUGAUCUGAUCAAUCGCAACUAUGGAAAGCCAGCAAUGUCAACAUCUAAAAUACAUGUUUGUUCAAAAUAUUUUCUAGAAAUGAUGUAUAUUCAUACAUUCACUGUUUUUCUGGACAAUUCAGUAUGCUUCUGUUUUCAAAGGACAUCGAGCGAAUUUCCUGAAGAAAAAAUUAUGACAUUGAUGGAUUUCCAUAUACUUGAGGUUGAUCGGAUUAAUUGUACCUCUUUGUAAGACGGGGCCCUGAUUUCACAAAGGUGGUUUCCAUUAUAUCAUCGUACAAAACCAUGGGUGAUUCAGAUUUCUUGAAUGAUCACACUUUCAAGCAUGAAUUAUAAUGCGCCUUUUAUGGAGGGCGUGCAUUUAUUCUGUACCAUGGUACAAUUGGAACCUCCUUUGUGGAUUUGGGCUUAUGUGUGCAUGGGCCUGUGCUGGUUGCUUGUUUUGAUUUUUAAACGACCCACAAGCAAGCACAAUUUUCCAUGCUUGAGUCCAUUCUUAUUGCAAUUUUUCUUGCACACUUGGAAGCAGCUAGAAACGUUGGAUAGCUGCUACCUAGACUCACUACAUUGUGAGCCCAAUUUGUACCAUGCGUCAUUGCUUGUAAAGGUGGCAUAUGCUAACUGUUUAUGAGCGAGAUGAUAUUCCAUGUAUGACUGCUUCUAUCAUGUUCCUUAAAUUGCUGGAUAGAACUGUAAAAUGGUAACACGGCAACUUGCAGCAUGAUUUGCAAAGGUGCAUCAUUGUCAACUGUAGUAGAAAACCAGUUAUGUACGUGCUGAUUCAUAGUAGCAAGUUUCAUUGACCCUGACAGACAAGCAUGAAGUGCAAUUGCAUUGUGACUGCUCACAUAAUGAGUCAUGCUCAAGUUUAGUGGUACUCAAAAAGUUUUAGAGCAACAAUGAUCCCUAUGAUGAUCAGUUGUUGGUGCUUGCAGCAUUUCAGGAGUUUGUAUUUAUAAUGCACCCAUUAAAAACAUUUUUAGGAGGGUUGUUACAUGGAGAUUUAUGUUUUUCCAAAGGAGAUUUCCACCACAGACUUGAACCAAGACCCCUGUGAUCCAGCAGGGUUCCCACAGUCAUCCUGGAAAAAUUUGUGGUCAUGGAAAGUUAGGGAAAAGUCAGAAUUUUGAAUCGUGUCAUGGAAUUGUGUUCAAGAUACUUUUGAAUUUUGGGUGUUGGUGAAACGAAAAUGGUACCCUGGGCCCCGUAACACAAAGCUUAGCGAUAAAUAGCAAUUAUGAAAGAACAUUUCUGAUUGGUUCCUGGUCAGUAUUUUGCGCCAAAUGCGUGUGUAAACUUGAUCUUGAUUGGUCAGUUCAUUUAGCGAUUGAUCGCCAAUCUUUGUGUUACGGAGCCCUGGUCAGAAACAACCCAUAUACUAAUGAUAAUAGAUGUACAUGUCAUGAGUAAGAUAGUGGGUGGAACGGAUGGCCGUGAGGGGAGGUGGAGGCCAUCAUAACGUGUCUGAUUUUGGAAACCGUGCCAGAAAGGAAGUCAUGGAAAGCAGCAAUGUAGUCAUGGAAAAGUCAUGGAAUUCUGUUUUCAAAUUUCUGUGGGAACCCUGUCCAGAGUUCAAGACGUAAUCCACCAGACCAUGACAUCUCUUCACAUGAAAUCCAACUAUUACGCAAAAUGGAGAUAAACCUUUUACUAGAACUUCAUGUGCUCUCUUCUCAGAUUGCCUUCUUUCAUCUGUCCCGUCUUUUAGAAUGCACAGAAUACUCGGCAUAUUGUUGAAAUCUGGAGUGUAAUGUGUUUGCAAGGUUCUGUACAUUGAAGAAGUGUGUGUAUGUGGGGAUGGCCACAUUAUCAUGUGUUAUAGAGCAGUAUUUUUCUCAAUUUCUUGUAUAGAUUCAUGUUUGAAAGUGAUGAAAUUAUGAAAAAAAAAUUCAUGCAACCACUUGUGAUGCUACAUUGAAGUGAAAACUAUUAUAAAAAAAUAUGUAUUGUUAUAUUAUUAUAAUUAUUAUUACUAUUCACUAUCACUUGAAAUCUGAUUUCUUAGUUUCUCUAAGUCAGGGUUUUAUAGCAAACCAAAUGAGUUUUCUUAUUUUUCUGUAUGCACCCAUGAUGAAAAUAUAGUGAAAUGAAAAUA
This is a messenger RNA of Lytechinus pictus (painted urchin), 6439 nucleotides long. RefSeq names its product ran-binding protein 9-like. The transcript is spliced from 10 exons. The coding region runs from base 8 to 1693 and encodes 561 amino acids. NCBI's taxonomy places the organism in Eukaryota, Metazoa, Echinodermata, Echinoidea, Temnopleuroida, Toxopneustidae. The record is from RefSeq and is a predicted model, not a curated record. Gene Ontology annotation, molecular function: protein binding.